AGCCCGAGCCAUUUUGGCUCCAGGCUGGUUCCAAGUAGGGCCAAACGUUUGGGGAGACUGACACGGGAUCUGUUAGAGGAUAUGCCGAAGAAGACCAAGCCUCCUAGCAUCAAGGCCAAGUUCGCCGAAUAUGACAAGGAUGGCAGUGGCAAGAUCAGCCUUGAUGAGUUCAAGGCGCUCCUCAAGCAAGGGGACCCAAACAUCUCGGAGUCGUCCGUGAUGACCGUCUGGAAGAAGGUCGACAAGGACGGCAGCGGGAGCAUCAGCUCCAGCGAGCUCGCAGACUACCUGAGCAGCGGCGACAAAACGGAUUUCAAGCACCCGGGCAUGUCCCCGGCGUGCAAGACGUUCUGCGACGUCUUCUCGAGCCUGACGCUGCAGAGCGAGGCCGGGAAGGAGGCCCGCGCUCACGCCUUCACGGCCUGCGACCCCAAUGGCAACGGUUACGUGUCCCUUGCCGAGGUGGACGGGUGGAUUCAGAAGGUCUUGAUAACCUACUUCGCGCAGGGCGAAUGCGACGGAGAUCCCAAGGAGGAGGGGGUGCGCAUCUGGAAGUGCUUCCGAGCUUCCUACAUCCGCGCUCACACAGAUGCGAAGGACGUGGCAGAGGGGAAGACAUCUCACAGCGACGACUACGUGACAGCGAAGGAGUUCCGCGUCCUCUGCGUCUACCUCAUCUUGUACGCGGCGAUGUACGACGCCUUCUGCCUCAUCGACGGCGGUGGUGGUACCGUCGAGGACAAGACUGACGAUGAUCGCAGGAUGACGGCGGAGGAGUGGGCGGCGGGCUACAAGAAGGUUGGGGACCAUGGCUUCAUCGGCCUCAAGAAGGCGGCCGCGAUGGAUGCCGCGGGCGCGGCGGAAGUAUUCAAGAAGAUGAACAGCGGCAGGGACGCGGACGGCAAGGAGUACGGAAACGACAACGUCGUGAUGCUGGCCGAGUUCUGCGCGUACGUCGAGGCGGAAGAGAUCGCCGCGGGGACGGAGUGGGGUAAAGUCUUGGGCCUGUGAGGCAGCCCAGAUGCAAGGGUCUGAGUGGUGCCGCUGCGCCCUUCUCUUUCCUCUCUGGCACCUGACUGAGCCAGUCCGCUUCCCAUGAUUUGAAGAGGCGAUCAGCGCGCUUAAUGCAGCGCGCGUUCCACGGCUCUACGCUUGCGGAUCGGCGCAGCCCGUUUGGAUGUGUGCCCCUCCCCCCCGCACGAUGCAGCCCGCGUGGAUAUCUGCGCCUCCGAAAGUAUCGAUCAGAUGAUGAAAUAUCGCUUCAGCCAUGGUUUAGCACAACAGUCAAGCGUUGCGUACCAAGCCACGGUCCAAUCAAAGCAGACCUCAUUGCGUUGAACAGGCAGCCCCGAGGCGAGGGACCGAGGGCCGACG
This is a messenger RNA of Prorocentrum cordatum, 1374 nucleotides long. Lineage: Eukaryota; Dinophyceae; Prorocentrales; Prorocentraceae. The record is from the annotation of a GenBank genome assembly.